AUGGCUUCCAUUCGCGUGCUGUCGUUCGAUGCUGAGGGCCGCCCUGUGCGCUUCACCGCUUGGCUAGAUGACCUGCAGCUGUUUCUCCUGAGCGAUAGCAAGGAGCAUGUGUCGCUCUAUGACUACGCGUCUGGUGCUGCGCCUGCCCCUCCUGCCACAGCUGAGCUUAGUGUUCGUUCCCACUGGCAGACUCGUGACGCAGCUGCUCGCCUAGCCAUUCGCAGUCACCUGCCGUUAGCUGAGCUAGAGCAUUUUGGCGACUGCAAAUCCGCUAAGGCCCUGUACGACGCUGUCGUCGCUCGCUACUCCUCGCCUGCCACAGCCGAGCUUAGCCGCCUCAUGCUGCCGUACCUGUUCCCCGAUCUGUCCACCUUUACUACAGUCGCCGAUCUUAUCACCCACCUUCGCACUAGUGAUGCUCGCCUGCGUGCCGCCCUUCCCACCGAGUUCUGCGCUAAGAACCCCCCUCCACUGUACUGGACACUCCACUUCAUAGUCACCCGUCUCCCUGACACCCUCCGCUCAGUUCGAGACCACUUCCUUGCUCGCUGUCCCACUGAGCUCACAGUCGCCCUCCUAGAGGAGCACCUGCUCGCGGCCGAAAAGAGCAUUGUAGCUGUCGGUGCUGCUCGUGGCGCUCCUCGCACCCCCAUCUUUGAGGGGUGUUCUCCCUCUCCCCUCGCUCCCUCCUACGCUGCUGCUGUUGCUGUUGACUUCCUUGGUGCUGAGUCUGUUGGCGCUGCUUCUACUCCUGGUGGGAGGCGCCGCACCGGCAAGGGCAAGGGGGGCAAGGGUGGUGGUGGUGGCGCUGGGGGGGGAGGAGGUGGGGGAGGUGGGGGGGGAGGCGGUGCUGGAGGGAGCGGUGGCGGGAGCGCUGGUGGGAGUGGGGUCGGUGGUGGAGACGGGGGCGGCGGAGGGACCAGUGGCAGUAGUGGCGGCGGCGGCGGUGGCGGCGGUGGCGGUGGUGGCGGUGGUGGCGGUGGUGGCGGUGGCGGUCGGAGCGGUGGCAGUGGUGGCGGCGGAGGUCGGAGUGGAGGCACUGGCUCUGGCCAGAGCUCCCAGCAGCAGCAGCGUCCCCAGACGACCCAGCAGCUUCGUGAGUGGCUUGCUCAGCGUGGGAAGUCUGGGGCCAGUGCCCGCUGUUCUUAUGUCAUUCGCACAGGUGACCGCAAGGGACAGACGUGUGGGAGCUCAUGA
Closterium sp. Yama58-4 is the source of this 1197-nucleotide messenger RNA. Lineage: Eukaryota; Viridiplantae; Streptophyta; Zygnematophyceae; Desmidiales; Closteriaceae. The record is from the annotation of a GenBank genome assembly.